AUGCUGAGGUCUACACUGCUAGUAAAGACGGGCCAUCCAAUAUGUGACAUUUCUUGUGGAUACAAACAGGCUUAUGAACAGUUCUCAAUGGCUGUUCACGAGAAGUAUCCUGAAAUGCCAAUCGAAGGAAGCAACUAUCCGGCUGAUAAAUGGAAGGAGUAUCUUGCGCAUACCAUCAAUAUCCUGAAGAUUGCUGCCAUUGCUAUGAUUAUCACAGGAAGGAAUCCAUUUUUAAACAUCGGAUUGGGUGAACCAGCUAUACUACUAUGGGCGCAGUCAAACAAGAUAUCCGCAUGUAUGAUGUUGUUUCUUCUGACCAACAUGGUUGAAAGCACACUCAUGUCAACUGGAGCGUUUGAGAUCUAUCUCGACAAAGAACAAAUAUGGAGUAAACUUGAAAGCGGUCGCGUGCCCUCCCCUCAAGAACUUAUUCAGGUAGCAAAUUUUCACUGUUGA
This is a messenger RNA of Angiostrongylus costaricensis, 456 nucleotides long. NCBI's taxonomy places the organism in Eukaryota, Metazoa, Nematoda, Chromadorea, Rhabditida, Metastrongylidae. The record is from the annotation of a GenBank genome assembly.